Maniola jurtina (meadow brown) is the source of this 2470-nucleotide messenger RNA. RefSeq names its product crossover junction endonuclease MUS81 (gene mus81). Gene Ontology annotation, cellular component: Holliday junction resolvase complex; nucleus. Gene Ontology annotation, biological process: mitotic intra-S DNA damage checkpoint signaling; DNA catabolic process; double-strand break repair via break-induced replication. The record is from RefSeq and is a predicted model, not a curated record. The coding region runs from base 135 to 2000 and encodes 621 amino acids. NCBI's taxonomy places the organism in Eukaryota, Metazoa, Arthropoda, Insecta, Lepidoptera, Nymphalidae. Gene Ontology annotation, molecular function: DNA binding; crossover junction DNA endonuclease activity; 3'-flap endonuclease activity. The transcript is spliced from 3 exons.
AGAUGAUAACAACAACCAAAUGUUUUGUUUUAUUUUCCAUGCAUUUCAUGUUUUUAACUUUAAUUUAAUCAUGUUUCAAGCGUUUUAUAUUUGGUGAGUUUAUCGCCGAUUAUUCUUAUACCGAAGAAUAGAAGAUGAGUGUCGUAAACGGCAAAAGAAUAACCUUCAAGCGUACCAGACCGAAUCCUCUUUUCCACGACUGGUUGGAAGAGUUGUACGAAGAAGCAAAACAAAAGGGAAGUAAGCUUGAAUCUAUGUUACAGGAAGCUCUAUCUUCCAUAUCAAAGUAUCCUCUACCUCUGCAGUCUGGAGCCGAAUGCGCUAUCCUAAAAGGUUUCGAUAAACGCUUGUGUUUAUUUAUCGAUAAACGUUUAGAUGUAUACAAAAGUUCUAGUAAUGAAAGUUCAGUAGAUACGUGUUCAAAAUCUACAGCCAGUUCAGGGUCUGAUGACGACAGUGAUGUAAUACCUGUUAUAGAAUCACAAUCAACAUCUAAAGGCACUAAAAGUCCUUGUACUACAUCAACCCCAACAGAAUGUACUAAAGUUCUUCCAAGUACAUCAUCUAGUAGUUCUUCAGCUAAAAAUGGAAAGAAAAGAUAUAAGCCUGCUUUUAGGUCAGGUAGCUAUGCAUUUUUAAUAGUUCUUAUGGAGUUAAAGAAAAAUCAAACUAUGAGUAAAGGUCAAUUGAUUGCUGCAAGUCAGAAGCACUGUGAUAAAGAUAUUAGCAUUGAGUGGAAGAAUAUAACAGGAUUAAUAAGAAGAGGUUUAGUUAAUAAAAGUGUUAAGAAUAAUAUACCUCGGUUUUGUCUAACAGCAGAAGGAAUUUAUGUUGCAAAGGAACUCUUUAGCCAUGCACAAAAUAAAAAAGGUGUUGAUAACACAAUUACAAAUGAUGAUUUAGCUAAUAAUGAUAAUGUUUUUGAUAAUAAUGAAAAUCAAUGUAGUGAAGUAAUAAUUAUUGAUUCUGAAGCUAAAUCAGUUUUUACUAAUGGUUUAAUAAAUGAUAGUUAUAGAAGUGAAAGUGAAGUAAAUGAUUUACUAUAUGAUGAAAGUAAAUGUAAAAAUGAAAUAAAUAAUAUAAUGCCAAUAAAUAGUACUAAAACGUUGAUGCAUAAUAAUUGUAGUUCUAAAGUUGUUCAUGUUGACAGUCAUGUGGAUUAUAGUAACUGUAUAGAAAUGGUGCCAGGCUCUUUUGAUGUUAUACUGCUUAUUGAUAAGCAUGAAACUAGUGGUAUGACUAAAAAGAAUGAUCCAACAGUUACACAAUUCAACAAGUAUCCAGAACUGAAGCAUGAAUAUAGAAGUUUGAAAGUUGGUGAUUUCACAUGGAUAGCUCGACACAAAACAAAUACAGACCAUGAAAUUGUAUUACCAUAUGUAGUGGAGAGAAAAAGGAUGGACGAUUUGGGUCACAGUAUAAAAGAUGGAAGGUUUCAUGAACAGAAGUUUAGACUUAGGAAAUGUGGUUUGAAUCAUGUUAUUUAUAUGGUGGAGAAUCAUGGGAGUAAUAAGCAUGUGGGACUGCCCAUGCAGUCUCUAAUGCAGGCCUUGGCUAAUACUAGAGUACAAGAUGGUUUUAAAGUCCAUGUUACGGAGUCCUUGGCCCAUUCAGUGAGGUUUCUAGCUACAAUGACAUUGAGGCUUAUGUAUGAAUAUAAGGAUAAAAGGCUAAUGGGUCACAAUGGAGAACCGAAAAGCGACAUUCUUAUGACAUUUGGGUACUUUAAUAAGUCUUCCGUAAAGAAUAGAGCAUUGUCCAUCACAGAUACAUUUAUAAAAAUACUUUUACAGUUAAAAGGAGUGUCUGUGCAGAAAGCUUUGACGAUAACCAAUGUUUAUAAAACUCCACGAAUGUUGAUAGAGAAGUACAAAAGUUGUGAUCAAAGGGAAGGUGAAAUGUUGCUAGCCAAUUUGAAAUUUGGGGAACUGAACCGUAGUGUAGGGCCUAGUGUAAGCAAAUCAGUAUAUCAAUUAUUUACUUUUAGAAAUAUGAAGUAAGUUUAUUUUUGAAAUGCUUUUCAGAUUAGGGCCAGUUAGCGGAGUUGGCAAUACUGAGUUUAUUUCUGCGGAUAUUUAAAUAUCGACCUUAUCCCAUCCAAAUAGAGUCGUAAUUAGUAUACAAAUGGAAUCAACUGUGGCGGCGUGGUUUCUUUUUUCUCGGUAACUUGCAUCUGUAAUACAACUUCUGUUUGAAUUGGAUAAGAUUGAAAAUUAUACUCCCAGAUAUGUUCUCGCGGCAUUUGCUUUAUUAGUUUUGAUAUAAAGUUUAAGACUGUUUAUUAUUAAAAAAGUAUUUUGUAGUUUUAAGUUUUUUGGAUGUGUAUGUAAAAGUUAAAUUAUUUGUAUAAUAAAAUGCGUGCAAGUUUAGUGUUACUGUAUCAGGUGCUUGACAAGCCUAGGAAUAGAGUUGAUACUUAUUUGAAAUCAUUGCUAAAAAUUAUGGUCAUAUUAAAACAUAUUUUAUAUAA